Messenger RNA from Aethina tumida (small hive beetle), 2234 nucleotides. RefSeq lists its product as uncharacterized. Bases 127 to 1818 code for a protein of 563 amino acids. The transcript has a single exon. The record is from RefSeq and is a predicted model, not a curated record. Lineage: Eukaryota; Metazoa; Arthropoda; Insecta; Coleoptera; Nitidulidae.
AGUAUAAGAUCCGUGAUCGUUAGAUGAAAUUGUUUAUUCAAUUGUCGAACAUUGCACGUAUAGUACUGUCUUCGAACCCUGUCUGGUGUAGUGUAUGUGAUUUGUGUGUCGACAAUCUUCUCUAAGAUGCCCAGUUGCACGUCGGAGAGUCUGUCCAGAGUGUGGUCCAGCAACGAAAGUAUACAUGCCGGCAGCACUAGUGGCAGUUCCGGCUUCCAGAGUCCAAGUUCGCCACACUCGUUCUCGCCAAUUUCUACAUCGCCGGAUAAUACUUUGAGAAGACGCAGGAUACGCAGGUCGUCGUCUUUGGGAAAUUGCAUACACGAACCGUUCGUCAUACAUUCUGAUGCCAGGGAUUCGAGGGCACAGAGUCCGACUUUGAGUAUACAUGAAGAAGAUCAGUCGUUUUCCACACUGUCGGCUAUAAUAGGAUGGUACCCUUGUGUCCUCCUUCGUAUCGCCAAAGCCAUUUUUCUUGCUUUGCUGCCGAAGACAUGGAGGCAACUCAUUUUUGCCUUGCCUAUGCUUUGGAUUUCCAUGUGGAUAUGGGUAAUAACCCAGUUUUUCCAACUGCCUCUGACCAUCAUCAAAAUUAUGUUGUCUCUGGUAUUUUCGUCAAGUACCUCAAUGAGCCAGACGAAACGUACCGUAUUGAUUAGUGGUGGAAGUACCAUUCAAGCUUUGCACCUCGCAAGGAAUUUUUACUCAGCUGGUGCCAGAGUGGUUGUAUGCGAAGUCGAAGGACUGUUUGCCUUAUCCAGAUUUUCAACGGCUGUUAGUAAAUUUUAUACCGUACCCAAACCAACCAGCGAUCAACAGCAAAACUAUGUACGAGCUCUUUGUGAAAUUGUUGACAGAGAACAAGCUGUAUAUUACAUUCCUGUAAGUGCAUCAACUUCAGCUUACUAUGAUGCAGUCGCUAAACCACAUUUAGAAUUAUUGGGAUGCACUUGCUUCUGUCCCGGAAUUAAAGAAGUUUGGGUUUUGGAUGAUACUUUGGAGGUAUUGAAACGCUGUCAGAAAUAUGGAAUUAGCACUCCCACCUAUCACGCCAUUACAUCGAGAGAGGACGUGAAUAGGCUUUAUGAAACUGGAGCAAUUCGCCUAGGAAUGUACGUAAUGUCCACAGCGGGCCCAAGCGGAUUAAGGGAACGUUCCAAAAUAGUCUUACCUUUGUCUAGAAACGAACUCAAAUUACCACACGAAAUAAGCGAACAGAAACCAUGGGUUGUUGUUCAAGACGUCGAAGGGGAACAUUUCUUAACUUGUACAACUGUCAAACAGUCGCAAGUUAUCGCUAAUGUUACAUGCCGCAUGGACAAAAACAAUCAAUUGGUUCCGGUGGAAAACAAAGAAGUCAACAUUUGGCUGACCAACUUUUUCGCAAAAUUGAACCUUUUGAGACCGGUCACUGGGCAUAUCAGCUUCCGAUUUGUCGUAUCCAAGGAGACCAACACCAUAAUACCGCUCAGCAGCAGAGUCGGUGUGUCGUUGCCAUACAUAUGUUACACCAACGUUCACCCCAGACUGGUAUGGAAACCUUGCAAACAUCUCAAACGCCAAUUUUCUGGGCCCAUGAUCAACGAAAACGGAUCGUGUCGGAUGCCAGAGAGUGUGAAAAACAUCAAUCCCAGCUUGGAGUCGGUGACCAGACUGAUAGGCACCGUCCUCGACAAACGGGAGGCUCUCUUCUCUAUUUGGGAUCCGGUUCCUUAUUGUGCCUACUAUCACAUGCAGCUGCCUUUCAAGAACGUCCUGGGCUUCAUGCGAAGUCGACAGGACAGGUUCCCAAGGCCCAUCACGACUAGCGUCCGAUAACUCUCGUUUUUCUCAAUAAGGGAGAGAGAACAGAGCCUGAAAUUUGAUUUUUUGGGGCUGGGCUGACAAUUUAUCCACUGUUUGAGAUUAUUUAUUAUUGUUAAUUUUUCGAAUACCUAUUGUUGGUUUCGGCUCCACUGUGGUUGUAAAUUUUUAUUUUUAAAUAUUUAUUUUUAUACUAUGCUAGUGCCAAUGAUUUUUUAUAUGUAUAUGUAUAAAAAAUAUGUAUGUUAUUUGGUUAAAUAACCGGUUUAUGUACAAAUUAUAUAUAUUUUUAUAUGUGAGUAGUUGUUUUUAUAUGUAUAAAAUGGUGGUAUGUUACAUUAACUGAUAUCAUUGAAUCAAUGGUAUGUUUUGAACAACGUUGUUAUUUUAUAAUAAAAUGUAUGCAGUUUGAAUAAAAUGUAAAAAAUGCA